CUACCAAGCGAAGGUAUUCACUCAAGACCGGCUUUCAGUCAGGAGCAUAUCACUUCUUGUCAACCUUAAACUUAAACACUAACCAUGGAUGAUGAUGUUGCUGCAUUGGUUAUUGACAACGGCUCCGGCAUGUGCAAAGCCGGUUUCGCCGGUGACGACGCUCCUAGGGCUGUUUUCCCCUCCAUCGUCGGUCGUCCAAGACAUCAGGGCGUGAUGGUCGGUAUGGGUCAGAAAGACAGCUAUGUCGGUGACGAGGCUCAGUCCAAGAGAGGUAUCCUCACCCUCAAGUACCCCAUUGAACACGGUAUUGUCACCAACUGGGACGACAUGGAGAAGAUCUGGCAUCACACCUUCUACAACGAGCUCCGCGUUGCACCAGAGGAGCACCCCGUCCUCCUGACAGAGGCUCCCCUCAACCCCAAGGCCAACCGUGAAAAGAUGACCCAGAUCAUGUUCGAGACCUUCAACUCUCCAGCUAUGUAUGUGGCCAUCCAGGCUGUUCUGUCCCUAUACGCUUCUGGUCGUACCACGGGUAUUGUUUUGGACUCUGGUGAUGGUGUCACCCACACUGUCCCCAUCUAUGAAGGUUACGCCCUUCCCCACGCUAUUCUCAGGUUGGACCUGGCUGGUCGUGAUCUCACAGACUACAUGAUGAAGAUCCUCACUGAGCGUGGUUACUCUUUCACCACCACUGCCGAGAGAGAAAUCGUUAGAGACAUUAAGGAGAAACUCAGUUACGUUGCCCUUGACUUUGAACAGGAAAUGCAGACCGCUGCUUCUUCCUCCUCCCUGGAGAAGAGCUACGAGUUGCCCGACGGCCAAGUCAUCACCAUUGGUAACGAGAGGUUCCGUUGUCCAGAGGCCCUCUUCCAGCCAUCCUUCUUGGGAAUGGAAUCUGCUGGUAUCCACGAAACAACAUACAACUCCAUUAUGAAAUGUGAUGUUGAUAUUCCCAUGUAUGUGUCUAUACAAGCUGUUCUCUCGUUAUAUGCUUCUGGUCGUACCACGGGAAUUGUUAUGGACUCUGGUGAUGGUGUCUCGCACUGUGUCCCCAUCUAUGAAGGUUACGCCCUUCCCCACGCCAUCAUGAGAUUGGACCUGGCUGGUCGUGAUCUCACAGACUACAUGAUGAAGAUCCUCACUGAGCGUGGUUACUCUUUCACCACCACUGCCGAGAGAGAAAUUGUCCGAGACGUGAAGGAGAAAUUGUCCUACAUCGCCCUUGACUUCGAGCAAGAGAUGACGACUGCUGCCUCUUCGUCCUCCCUGGAGAAGAGCUAUGAGCUGCCUGAUGGUCAAGUCAUCACCAUUGGUAACGAGAGGUUCCGCUGUCCAGAGGCCUUGUUUCAACCAGCGUUCCUCGGAAUGGAGUCUACCGGCAUCCAUGAGACAACAUACAACUCCAUCAUGAAGUGCGAUGUUGAUAUCCGUAAGGACUUGUACGCCAACACUGUUCUCUCAGGGGGUUCUACAAUGUUCCCUGGUAUCGCGGACAGAAUGCAAAAGGAGAUCACAGCUCUUGCCCCAAGCACAAUGAAGAUCAAGAUCAUAGCUCCCCCCGAGAGGAAAUACUCCGUCUGGAUCGGUGGCUCCAUCCUUGCCUCUCUGUCCACCUUCCAGCAGAUGUGGAUCAGCAAGCAGGAGUACGAUGAGUCCGGCCCAUCCAUUGUGCACAGGAAGUGCUUCUAAACUUUGACUAUUUGAAUCAAUGGACUAUUUAUGUGACGUAUUGUAACCAGACUGUCUCAAUUUGCUAUUCCAGGGCAAAAGUUGGCUGCUCAUGACAAGGACAUGAAUGAACAAAAUGUCGUCGUCCAAUAUAUGACGUCAUGAAAUUGCGAGCUCAUAUUCGAAUCUCCAGAAAUGACGUCAUGAUAGACGGUGUUUUAUCGUGAAAUAAACCACGCUUUAUUCAUCAUUGCUUUAUGCUAUUCAUCGCUUAGCUAUGUUAUAUAUGGUAAUAACCGGGGCUACAAGUGGCCCUCUGGUUACGAGUUAGGUUCUGUUAGUUCCAUACCCUUGGCCAGUCAACACCAGACCAGUCAGCAAAGUAGAAAACAUCUACUGCCCGCGUAGAUCGACGUUAAAGAACUCUCUCAAUUAUUCCCUUGAGUACCCAUCUCAACAUUCUUUAUGACCCUUAGGUCCCCACACCAAAAGUGGCUUUUGAUUUUUUUAAACACGAGCAAACUGAAUAUCAACCUAGAAAUACUGAACAUUAACAUGAUGAUGCAUGGUAUUAAACAUGCAUUGAAAGAUCACACUUUCGUCUUCGACAUUGGCAUAACAAUUCCAAAGAAUUUGAUGUUAUGAUUUAGUAAUGGUUGUUACAUUUGACAAACUAUCAGUUAUUGUCAUGACAAGAUUGCAAGAGAAUAUUAAUAUCAUAACAAAACUGGUUUCCUCAGGAAAUAUGGCCUGGGUGAGUUCCAACAAUAUCACAUUGGAGAUAUCGCUACAUGGAAAUUGCAUCACAGUGCUUUGGACGUCAUUGUGACGUCAUCAGACAUUAUCAAAACACAUUACAUUUACUACAUACUUCAGUGUGAAAGACUGAGUUUUCUGAAGUUGAGAAAAGUGAUAUUUUCAUUGCAGUGAACAUAACACUUUAACGGAACUAUUGUCAUACAAGAGUUACUUCCCCUUUAAUUGUCUUCCUUUAUCGUAUGUGUCUAGCCCGUACAAAAAAUGUUGACGUUCUUUUUACGUUAGUUCUACAUUGACAAGGCAAAAUCAUGACGGAUAGUCAUUUAUGGAGUUAAUAUCGCUUUUGCCAUUCAUUCUUCUCUCGAAAAUGUUUUGUUAUAAACUUUAUAUCUCUCAUUUAACUCGUCAAUCGAGACUGUUCGUUUCGCAAAGCGCCUUUUUUGAUUACUUGACCGGCGUGUAUUCUUUCGCUUCUCUCAGCGGUCUCCUAGUUGUCAGGAAUAUUUUUUGUUGAAGUUGAUUUUGUAUAUAAUCAUAUCGAAAUGUAUGAUAAAGAAUUAUCGUGACCCUAAA
Messenger RNA from Haliotis rufescens (red abalone), 3000 nucleotides. RefSeq names its product actin, cytoplasmic-like. The record is from RefSeq and is a predicted model, not a curated record. NCBI's taxonomy places the organism in Eukaryota, Metazoa, Mollusca, Gastropoda, Lepetellida, Haliotidae. Bases 85 to 1689 code for a protein of 534 amino acids. The transcript is spliced from 3 exons.